Coniosporium apollinis CBS 100218 is the source of this 1518-nucleotide messenger RNA. RefSeq lists its product as uncharacterized. Gene Ontology annotation, molecular function: DNA-binding transcription factor activity, RNA polymerase II-specific; zinc ion binding; acetyltransferase activity. The transcript is spliced from 6 exons. Bases 1 to 1518 code for a protein of 505 amino acids. Gene Ontology annotation, biological process: regulation of DNA-templated transcription. Lineage: Eukaryota; Fungi; Ascomycota; Dothideomycetes. The record is from RefSeq and is a predicted model, not a curated record.
AUGUCGAGCGGUGAUCUGUCAGGCGAUCGAUCGAUGGGCCCUCCGCCAUCGCAAUCAGACUUUGAUGGUGCUGAGAUGAUGCACGGUGGUGUACAAAUUGCGGACCCAAAGAAGAGGAAGAGGGUGUUCAGCAACCGAACCAAGACCGGAUGCCAGACAUGUCGUAGAAGGAAAAAGAAAUGUGACGAACAGAAACCAACAUGCAAUAAUUGUUAUCGCGGUGGAUUCAGGUGCGAGGGCUAUAAUCUAAAAUCUACAUGGACCAAACCAGGCAUGCACAAAGGACCGAUCCCACUUCAAGCUAAAGACGGGUUCGCGGACCAACCGCCGGUAUACCAGAACGUGCGACAGGCGCCUGAACAAUACAGCGACUACGGAACCGUACAAGUUGCCGACGGCAGCCAUAGCAGGCCUGUUCGCCACGAGGACGCGGAGCCUCAGUACUCGAAGCGCAAAAGCCACUGGGGCGAGCCAUCGAAUUCACCUUGGGGAGAGCUGCCUCAACGGCCCUACGUCUCCGAUCGCGCUGCUGUAAACGACCCAUAUCUGAAGCGACCGCCAGAAAAAACAAAAACACAUGCACAGGACUACGCGGAGCAGCCUGCGACCACCCCGCACCAUCCACGCUCUCUGACGUCGCACACGCAGUCCAUGCCAGGAAGCAGCAAUCGCAGCUUUACAGACGUAGACACAGACCGCAACCGCUCCAGCAGCAUCAACAGCUCCCUAUCAGCAGCGACCGCCCAACUCGCCCUCCAGCAACAAUACCCCAAGCCCCCUAUGGCGCCCCUACCGCCUCAGCAGCAGCAGCAGCAGCAGCAGCAGCAGCAGCAGCAGCAACAGCAGCAACAGCAGCCGCCACCACCGCCACCACCACCCGUCCGCACCGAGAAAGAAAAGAUGCUCAACGAAGAGUACUAUCUCCCCUUCAGCCCCCAACUCGUCGACGAACGCGAGCAAUGCAAAGCAGCCCUGUGGCGCUUCAACAACGCGACCAACCCCGCCGUCGGCGUGAGCCGCGCAGAGCGCACCCGCCUCUUCCGCGCCGUCCUUGAGCCAGCCCAUACACCUGCCUCGCGCGCCUCAUCCGCCAAUCCGAUCGGUCGCCUUGGCAACGACGUCGAGAUCGAGGCGCCUUUCAUGUGCGAUUAUGGGUACAACAUCAACAUCGGGGAUGAGGUGGUCAUUGGGCACGGCUGCACCAUUCUGGAUCCGUGCGAGGUGUUUAUUGGGCCAAGGACUGUGCUGGGACCCAAUGUGAAUAUUUAUGGGAACACGUUGAGUACCGAACCGAGGUGUAGGAAUGGGAGCGUGGGACCGGCGAUUGGGCAGAAGGUUUUCAUUGAUGAAGAUGUUUUUGUGGGAGGUGGGGUGACGAUUCUGCCGGGGUUGAAAGUAGGCAAGGGGAGUACGAUUGGGGCGGGGAGUGUGGUUACGAGGGACGUCCCCCCUUUUACGGUGGUAGCGGGGAAUCCGACGAGGGUCAAGCGCGGCAUUUACCGUGAUCGCCCGAAUUGA